Plasmodium gonderi is the source of this 3063-nucleotide messenger RNA. RefSeq names its product metallo-hydrolase/oxidoreductase. Lineage: Eukaryota; Apicomplexa; Aconoidasida; Haemosporida; Plasmodiidae. The record is from RefSeq and is a predicted model, not a curated record. Gene Ontology annotation, molecular function: 3'-tRNA processing endoribonuclease activity. Bases 1 to 3063 code for a protein of 1020 amino acids. Gene Ontology annotation, cellular component: nucleus. The transcript has a single exon.
AUGUCAUUUUUGUUUUCUUACUACUUUGUCAUAUUCUCACUUUAUACCAUUUCAUUGACACACAAUUUGAGGAAUAGGAAACAGUCUAGUUAUUUGGCAUAUAGCCAGGAUAAUUCCUUGUGUCGUAUAUUGGUAGGAAAAACGAAAAAAAAUAAAAAAAAAUUCACCAGGAAUUGUGCAGUAAAUUGGGUACGAAAUUGUGCAUUAAAUUGGGCCCAAAAUUAUGCCUUAAAUUGGGCUCAAAAUUGUGCAGUAAAUUGUUUCAAGAAAUGCAAGAUAGAUCACUUCAAUAACCAUGGAGAGAUAACUCAUUUGUCCAUAAGAACAGGAUGUGAUGAUUAUGGAGGUGUGAAUAUUACUGAAAGGAUAAGAAGGAAGAGGGGGAGAGGAAGUCGGUUCAGCAAGGGGAGUUUGUACGUAAAAGCAGAUGCAUGUGAGGAAGGAAAUUUCUUGAAGACACAUCUACAAGAGUUGAUUGUUAAGGAAAAGAUGACAAAGAGAUUACGAAUAGGUGUGGAUAAACUUAUUUUUGUUAAUAGAAUAUUGUUUGAGAUAAGGAAGGAGAAAGUUCCCGACGCGAGUCUGUCUGCAACACCAUCUGUUAAUGAAAAGAAGAAACAGAAGAAACACACAGAUGGUAAAUGUCCUAGAGAGAUCGAGAUGUUGGUAGAAGAGGACCUGUCUAAUUACGACUUUGAUGAGAAACAUGUAAGACUGUAUGAGGAUUUUAUUGAAGGAAUCAUAAACCAUGGGGUAAUCCCUUUGAGGAACAGUGGUCCUGAGAUCAUAAAUUUUGAUUCUGUGGAUAUGGAAUUUCGUAGUUACCUUGCUUUUCUGUUUUUGGAUGGUGAAGAUGGGGAGGAAGCCAGAUGUGAAAAUGGAGAGGCAGCCAGAUGUGAACAUGUGGAGGAAGCCAGAUGUGAAGAUGGGGAGGAAGCCAGAUGUGAAAAUGGAGAGGCAGUCAGAUGUGAAGAUGUGGAGGAAGCCAGAUGUGAAAAUGGAGAGGCAGCCAGAUGUGAAGAUGUGGAGGAAGCCAGAUGUGAAGAACUGGAGGCAGCUAGAUGUGAAGAUGUGGAGGAAGCCAGAUGUGAAGAACUGGAGGCAGCUAGAUGUGAAGAUAGAUGCGGUGGAAACAAAGAAGAGGAAAUCCCCGCUGAAGGUAGCACAUUGGAUCAGUCUAAGCUAGACGAAAUGCUGGCUAGAGUGAAAAGAGAAAUAAGAAAGGUGUCCAAAAAACUGAUAUUGCUGAAGGAAACAAUUGAAGAAAUAACGAAUGAAUAUGAAAUAGAAAUGGAAAAAAUAUACAUAGAUAAAGAAACAGGUGAAAUAAAAGUGAAACGGAACAGAUAUCAAGACAGCAAUGAAAAAAGAAGUAACUGGAAAUUAAUAUUUUUAGGUACAGGUUCUAUGUACCCAUCGACCAGUAGAGGAACCUCAUCAUUUUUACUGCAAAUAACAAAAAAAAAAUUUAAUGAUGCUUUUCUGUUUGAUUGUGGAGAAAAUACCUUUAUAUCUUUACAAAAAGCCAAUAUAAAAGUUAGCAAAAUUAAGAAUAUUUUUAUUACACAUUUGCAUGGAGAUCAUUGUCUUGGACUCAUUUCUGUUUUGACAAUGUUGAGAAAUGAAAACACAAUUAAUAUUUAUGGCCCCGAGGGAAUUUAUCGCUUUUUGAAAAAUAACAUCAAUUCAACGUUCUCCAAGAGGAUGGCGAAAUUUUUUGUUUACGAGAUGAAGACAGGGAUGAGCACUGGUGGGGGAGCAGUAGGAGUAGGAGGAGGAGGCAGCGGAUCUGUUUCUAUCACGUCAAGUAGACAAGAGACACCUUCUGACACAGGGAAUAUGCAGAGGAAGAAGCGUGUGGAUACAGAGUACAUUUUUCAAAAUGAAGAAAAAGUAUAUCCAAUACUUAAAAACGAAUUUUUAGAGAUUUUAGGAUUUCCCAUAAAACAUACAGUACCUACCAUCGGGUAUGUAAUAAAAGAGUUAAAAGCAGAAAGUAAAUUUAAUGCAUCUUACAUCAAUGAAUUAAUUAAGAAAAAUUAUGAUAAACUGAAAGAAUGUGAACGAUUGGAAUUUCUUCCAUAUAAGAUUUAUGAAAAUAUAAUUCGAAAAAUGAAUGUAGGUGAUGUAGUUGAACUUCCAGAUAAAACACAGCUUUCGUUUAAAAAUGCAUACAAAGAAGUGUAUAAGGAAAGAAAAAUAGUAGUAUGUCAAGACACUUAUGAUGCAUCUAGUUUAGAAAAUUUUGCAAAAGAUGCAGAUGUAUUGAUUCACGAAGCAACAAAUAGCUUAAUAGAUUUAAACGACCAAAGUAUUGGUGCACUUGAUACGCCCUGUGAAGAAAAUGUGAAAAAGACAUUCGGGAAGAACCAGCAUCAUCAGAUACAUGUAAGAAGAAAAGAAAAUAUCCCUCAAGGAAAUAAAGAUGGCCAACUUAAUUGUAGCAUAAGUGAUGCGAGCAUGUUUAUGUCUAUGGCAAUUGACUAUCAGACAAGUGAAAAUUUCUCACGUGAGAAAUGUGACAAAAAAGAGACACCUACAAAUAGAGAUGGAAAAGACACGAUGAAUUCUAUGAACGACGAACAUGUUGUACUGUCCAAGGGUGAAAAGACAAAUUCCAAUAAUGUAAACCAGAUGAAGAGUCCACAAGAGAAUAGUUUAUGCUACUCACAAAUGAAUAAACGGUUAGUAAAAAACUGGUACAAUAAAAUUAUUUCAGAACGAGGCCAUUCAACAGCUAACAUGGCAGGUGAGUUCGCGAAAAAAAUCAAUGCAAAGAAACUUAUUUUGACUCAUUUUUCACAAAGAUACAUUGGAGACAAUAAGUUAAAGAAUGUGCUUAUUAUGAGAAAAAUCGAGCGGGAAGCACAAGAACCGAUGGAAUCAAGGGAUAUAUUGGAACCAAUUGAACCUGAACCUUUUCUAGGAAAUAACUCUCAUGGGAGAAGAGAAAAUAUAGUUGACAACAAAGAUAGUAUAUCCAAAAGGUCUGAUAAAAGACACACUGUUAUCGCUGCAUAUGAUGGUUUAAUUGUACAUAUUCCUCCACAAAUGAUAAAGUAA